This is a messenger RNA of Pimephales promelas (fathead minnow), 5433 nucleotides long. The record is from RefSeq and is a predicted model, not a curated record. NCBI's taxonomy places the organism in Eukaryota, Metazoa, Chordata, Actinopteri, Cypriniformes, Leuciscidae.
CUGGCUGUCAUGUGAUUAGCCCGUACUCAGGGUUCAAUGAGAGCUGUUUGCCCCACCCAUCUCUUCAACGCUCUCUCUAUCUCAAUGUACAAUUCACUGAGAAAAGGAAAUAAUCGCUAAAAAUACACCCUCGAAAAGGAUUCAUUCGCCACAAUUGGGGAUUCAACACGCUCCGUCCGUAGGGGAUCCACCGUUGUCGUUGUGGUAUCGGAUUUAUCUUCACGUAUCCAAAUGCACAUGAUCUACCACCCGAAUUCAAGAGGGAUACAAAGCGUAACGUUAGCCUGACAGCGGACUCUGACUGCGAUAACCGGUGAAAAAUCGACGGAAUCGGUCACAUUUGCAUCUGCGGUUGUAAGAACCGUUAAGGAUCGCCGCUCGCGUAAAAGCAAAGCCUACGGAUGUGAGCAGAAAUUCAAAUUACAGUAACGGAGAAGACGGCGAAGGGCCUCGUUUGAUUUGGACAAGCCGAAAAAAAAGCGAUCGGUCACCAUAAGCAGAACAGGAGGGAAAAUAGCGUCAAUCUGAGGGGAAUUUUUCAGCAGCACCACCGUAUUUUUCCUCGCAGACAAACGUCGUUUCGUAACGGAGUUAAAAGGUUCAUGUCGGCCACGGCGCUGGGCGGAAUGAUCCACAUGCCGUCAUUUUGGUGGAAAUAUUUAUUUUUUUAAUUUGUAGCCACCCUUUCUAUCUCGUUCUGCCCGUGUCGUUGCAUCGGCGAACGGAUUCGACAGCAAGAGACCGAAAAGAAUCGCGUUUUGUGGAGCUAUUCAUGAUUUUAAUAGGAGUCGGUCGUUACAUCGGGACGCCGACCAUGGAUUCGCCACGGGAAAUGUGCUAAAUCGCCGUCGUGGGAAAGCCGAAAUCCUUCAUGUAACGUCGAAGGCUUCGCUGGAUGCACAUCCAUACACAGAAAUCUCAUAUUUUAUAGCAGCAAGCGCUCGACAGGACUCGGCCGUCUGUAGGCUGGCCUAGUGUGUGUGUGUUUUCACCAGCACCUAUUCUCGCCAAUACUAGUCACCCAUAGCUUUCAUAUUUCCCCGUGCUCCCCUGCCCGUAUCAACUAAAUCCAGGGGAGUCAUGUGCAUACACGUAUAAAUGUCCCGGUUUUCCAUCAAAGUGUUCUGAUCGGAGGCCAAUCAAGGAAUUUGGAUCAUUUAUUCAUACGGUAGAUUCACCUCCCCCCCACCACCCCACCCCAAAACUUUUCUUGGGUUUUCGGGAAAAUGGGUUGUUUGGGCAACAGUAAAACUGAGGACCAGAGAAAUGAGGAGAAGGCCCAGCGAGAAGCUAACAAAAAGAUAGAGAAACAGCUCCAGAAAGACAAACAGAUCUACAGGGCAACUCAUCGACUACUACUGUUAGGAGCUGGAGAAUCGGGGAAAAGCACCAUAGUCAAACAGAUGCGCAUUUUACAUGUCAAUGGCUUCAAUGCUGAAGAGAAAAAACAGAAAAUUCAAGACAUCAAGAAUAAUAUAAAAGAAGCUAUAGAGACUAUUGUGACGGCAAUGUCCAUGUUGGUACCUUCAGUUCAGUUAGCCUGUCAAGCAAAUAAGUUUCGAAUUGAUUACAUCCUCAACUUGGCCAAUCAGAAGGACUUUGAGUUCACAACGGUGAGUAGAAAGGAAUUUUAUGAACACACAAAGACCCUGUGGCAGGAUGAAGGGGUGAGAGCUUGCUUCGAAAGAUCCAACGAAUACCAACUGAUCGACUGCGCACAGUAUUUCCUGGACAGGAUUGACACUGUGAAACAGAGCGACUAUACUCCCACUGAUCAGGACUUGCUCCGAUGCAGAGUUCUGACUUCUGGGAUUUUUGAGACAAGAUUUCAAGUGGACAAAGUUAAUUUUCAUAUGUUCGAUGUUGGAGGACAAAGAGAUGAACGCAGGAAAUGGAUCCAGUGUUUUAAUGACGUGACAGCCAUCAUUUUCGUGGUAGCCAGCAGCAGUUAUAACAUGGUGCUCAGAGAGGACAAUCAGACCAACAGACUCCAGGAGGCACUUAACCUGUUCAAGAACAUCUGGAAUAACAGGUGGCUUCGAACUAUUUCUGUCAUUCUGUUCCUAAACAAGCAAGACUUGCUGGCUGAGAAGGUUUUGGCGGGAAAAUCAAAAAUCGAGGAUUAUUUCCCAGAGUUUGCACGCUACACUACACCAGAUGAUGCAACACCAGAGCAAGGGGAAGAUCCACGAGUUACGAGAGCAAAAUAUUUCAUCCGAGACGAGUUCUUGAGGAUCAGUACAGCGAGUGGAGACGGCCGGCACUACUGCUAUCCCCACUUCACCUGCGCCGUGGACACGGAAAACAUCCGCCGAGUGUUCAACGACUGCAGAGACAUCAUCCAGCGCAUGCACCUACGACAGUACGAACUCUUGUGAUCGCAGCAGGAAUGACGGGACGCAAACUCACCACCUGAACUUUCUUUAGGCCCCCCUGCCCUACAUCACGCCCCAUUAUCAAACCUUCAAACUGAUGAGUCCCCACCACUUACACACACACAUGCAUAUAUAUAUAUAUAUAUUAAUAUAUAUACAUAUAUAUAUAUACACACACACACACAUACACAAACGCAUAUACAAACACAUGUGUAUGUAUAUAUAUUCAUAUAUAUGUAUACAUACAGACACACACACACAUGGCCUUUCUCCAUCCUGAGUGACUAGGGGCUGGGGCAAGGGGAUGCACUGUGUUACUGAUGAAAGCGUGGCUGUGAUAUUUAGCAAAAAGACUUGUUAACACAGCCAAGGACUACCAAUGUUAAUAAAAGAGAGAGAGAGGAAAACAAAACAUGUGAGAGGGAGAGGGAGGGGGGGAGAAAAGAGGGAGGGAAGGAAAAAAAAAAACUGUCCAGGACUGCUCAGGACAAGGAAGCCAUUUCGUACACAUACAGACAUGCGUCCAGCUAAACUCCUGACCCGCAGUCGUAUGUAUGUUACACGUCAAACUUGUCUUUUUUCCGAUCAUAUGCCUAAACACACGUUACUUAUAUUGAUGCACACGCACAAGACAUACACACGCUAUUCUUAUCCUCCACCGUUUUGGUCCUGUUGAACGUUUAGUGCCUGUGCAAGCCUGGCGUGUCCCUCUCAACUUUUCCCCAUUUUCCCUUUCCCAACACCCCAUCCCACCCCAAAGGUGGACAGAUCCCCCCGUUGAGAGCAAAACGACGGACCAUGCGUUUAAAAAAAAAAAAAAAAAACAGAAUGUAGAGCAAAAUGUCUUUUUUUUUUUUCCCAACAAAAAUGGAGGGUUUGGAGCAUUUACUGCCCCAGGUUGGUUUGCGUGUGGAGUGGAGAAUGACUUGAACACAAGACCCAUCACAUGGCUUGCUUCUCUAGAUGCAUCGCAGGAGAGGCGAGCGCAUGCAAUGCCAGAUUCAUGCAGAACAGUGAACUAAAUGCAGUGCAAAAAAAUCCAAACCAUAUAUAUAUAUAUAUAUAUAUAUAUAUAUGUAUAUGUAAUAAUACAACCUUUUUCUGUUUGUUAGUUUACCCAGUUUGUGUGUGCUAAUAUGCACCAUUUUAAAUCUCCAGUUUUCCCGGUUGCUCUCUCCUGUUUUCAGAGUAUCAUUCCUCUCCCUCUCUCUCUCUCUCUGUUUCUUUUCCCUCCUCCCCUUAUCUUUCUCUCUGUCUGUCUCCUCCCUGCUGCAAAAAAUCUUGUACACUGACACGUGGGGACUUCAUCAGACCGAGGGUAAGACAGAGUUAUGACGCAAGACUCAAGAAGGAUGUCUAACGGAUGGCCUCUCUCUCUCUCUUUUUCUCUCCCCCUUCCUCCCCUCCAACUUCCUCUCCUCCCCUUUAGCCUGGCUUUUGGUCUGUCUUUUGAUUUCUCUGCUGGAUCAUUAUUCUUGUACAGACUGUAAAAUGUAUUAUUUUGUACAACUUUAUUGAAGAAAAAAAGUAACUUGUAGAAGCUCCCUGUGCCUUGAUCACGACUGUACGUGUAAAAUGAGCUAAGAUGUAAGUAAGAUAUGUUUCAUUGCGCUGUUUGGCUCUGCCCUGCCUCUGUCGAUUCCCUUCAACUCUGACCCCCCCCAACCCCCCUCUCCCCGAUCGCCUGUUUGCUCAUCAGACUCUGGGUGGAUGUUGCCUCCCCGCCCCUCCCUGCGCCGAUCUAGAACCGGCCUCCCCGUACAACUCUAGAAUGAAAAAAAAAAAGAAAUGCAAUGCCGAUGUCAGAUCGACGACCAAGCGCAACUUUUACUAGCACUGCUUAUCAGUGGAGUUUGGGGCGAGCUGCUGUCUGUCACGUCCCCCUUCCCCCUCUGUUUUUUAUAUUCGUUCGUUUAACCUGCCUCUGGUUUAUAUUUUAGGAAUCAAGACGAUAUGCCUGAUGCUGUGUAGUAUAAAGCAAGAAACAUUAUAUACAGUAUAUAUAAAUAUAUAUAUUUAUGUGUAAAUAUAUUAUUUAUAUAUAUUUGUUUGCUUUUUACAGGUUUUCUUUGCCUUUUCUUUGGGCGACAACAAUAGUCAACAUUUUAGAGGCAGGGUGUGGGGCUUUUUCUUCUUCUUUUUUUUUUUAGCUUUAACUCUGAAGGAGAAAAUAAUCCAAAUGCAAAAACAUUGCUUGUCUCUUCGUCAAAAACCAAAUUCCUUUGCUAAAAAGAGUGAAAAAGACAGCGAAUCUGUCAAUGUAUUAAGUGUACAAAUUGUUUUGAUAGCUGCACAGUCAGAUAUUGGGUUCAUAUCCCCCUCCCAUGGUAUUCAUGUUUAUUUCUUUAUAAAAAAAAAAAAAAAGAAAAGAAAAAAAGCUGCUCUACAAACUGACAUACUAACAAAAAAAAAAGAGGCCGCCCAUCACCAGACAAUGACCAAUCGUAACCCUCUCUGUACCACACUUCCUGUCCUGCUAUCCAAUCACGUGAAAGCAGGGGCCAGCUUUUGGUGCUCUAAUGGUCCACUUUGUUACACAAAGUAUUUAUUUUUGUUUUAUUUAUUUGUCAUUUUAUACUUUUUUCCCAAAACGCCAUAAUUUGAAUCAAAAACUCUAAUGUCUAACUGAUCUGACCCGGUUUUUUUUUUUUUUUUUUUUUUUCUGCAAAAUGUGGUACAGGUGUUAUCUAUCUCAUAUAAUGUUACGGACGUGGGAUGGGGUGGGGGGAGAUGUUAAGCUAUGACAUUUUAAUGUUUACUUUUUUUUUUUUUUUUUUGUAUUUUAUUUUCUAAUUCAGACUCGCUGCAGCAAUAAGUGAGUGAGAUUUGAGUACCAAACGCCCCCUUGCCUGACUCUAUAAGAAGUGUUUUCAGUGUAUAUGUUGCUUUUUUCCAUGUCUCACACUUACUGUACAUUUUGUACAAAGAUUCAAAUUACAGCAGUAAACGAAGAGUGUAACACUGUCUGAGUGACACACACAUGCACACACUCUUUUCACAAGGCUAACUCUGUUUUUUGGCCCAAAUCAAACUAUAAAGGAUAAUGUAGUUGCUCUUA